AUGUUGAACUCGUCCGACGUCGAUUUAUUGAUGAAAUUGAAUACAAUUUCAAUACAAUUCAAUCGCUAUUUCUCAAUAUUUAUUUUCCUUUUCGGUUCUGUUGGAAAUCUUUUAAACUGUUUGGUCCUUUCUCAACCUUCACUCCGAUCCAAUCCAUGUGUGUUUUAUUUUCUCAUUUCAUCUAUUGCCAAUAUGAUUUCGAUAUGUUCUGGUUUAACAACCAGAAUCCUAUCAGGAUGGGAUAUGGACUACACCGAUACUAAUGUCUAUAUGUGUAAAAUUCGUGCAUUUUUCAUGUUUGUUUCUCGAUCAGUUGCUUUCUGGCUUAUCGCAUUGGCAGCAGCCGAUCGUUACCUUUCGUCCUCUCAUCUAUAUCACCGACGACAAUUGAGUUCACUCGAGAACGCUCAGCACGGAACAAUAUUUGUUAUCAUCUUUUCGUUAUUGAUCUAUUGUCAAAUACUUUAUUGUUACGAUAUCAACAUCAUAUCAGCACCGUUACAUUGCUAUGGUAAAACAGUCAUCUGUCGGCUAACUACCGACUUAACUUAUGGUAUUAUUACAAUAGCAUGCCCAUUAUUAAUAAUGUUCGUUUGCGGAUUAUUAACUAUAAGAAAUGUGCGUAAUCAGUAUGAUGCUGCAUCCGGAAGGAAACAUUUGAUUGAUGUUAAUUAUAGCGCGACAAAACGAACAUUGAGUUAUCAAUAUCGACGUCGAAAACGAAUCAAUCGAUAUUUAUGUCAUGUUCUCUUUGUUCAAAUUGUCUUUCUCGUCGUUUUGACGACUCCACAAGCAAUUGAAAAAUUUUACACAACACUAACGAUUUAUCAGAUUAAAUCAGAUUUACAUGUUGCUAUAAAUAAUUUCAUAUAUAAUUUUGCCCUUCUACUGACUUAUCUAGCUAGUGGAAUGACGUUUUAUAUAUACACAUUAAGUGGUGGAAAUACAUUUCGUAAUGCGCUUUUUGAUUUGUUCAAAUAA
This is a messenger RNA of Adineta ricciae, 981 nucleotides long. Lineage: Eukaryota; Metazoa; Rotifera; Eurotatoria; Adinetida; Adinetidae. The record is from the annotation of a GenBank genome assembly.